AUGGAAGUGGUUAAAUUUGCUGGUGAUCUGAAAGAAUAUUGGAGAUUUGCCACCCGUUUUAAAGAUCAAGUUCUUUCACAGCCGAUCAGCGAAAGUAAAAAGCUUAGUCGCUUGAUGCAGUACUUAGACGGGAAGGCAAAAGAAGCUGUAGAAGAUUAUGAAGGUAUGGGUGAUGGCGCGCUGCAAGAAGCUUUAAAAGUUAUUGAGACUCACUUUGGGCAACCUUAUAUGAUUGUUGAUGCAUCCAUUGGGUCACUUGUCAAAGGUCCGAACAUAAACAGUGGAGAUGGAAAAGGCUUACAGAAAUUAGCCGACAAGUGUCAAUUUGUUUAUAAGACUCUGAAAGCUAUGAAGUGUCUUAGCGAAGUUAACACCGAUCAUAUGAGAAGAUUGGUCGCCCGUUUGCCAUACCAUUACCAAGCCAAGUGGAGAGAUCGCGCGAGUUCAAUACUGAAAUCUAGAAGUAAGCUCCCCAGUUUCUUCGACUUGGUAGAAUUCCUACAAGAAAGAGCAAGUUUCGAGAAUAACCCAGUAUUUGGUUAUUUGAAAGACUUGAAUAAAACCGAAGUCAUCCGAAAGAAAAGAUACUCUGACUCAAAUACAAAUGCUUCAAGAAUUUCAAGUUUUGCAACACAAUUUGCACCGAAACAUGUCCGACAUCACAGACUUUUGCAUUUGAACAACCAAGAACCAAAGAAAGAACAAAUCAAUGUUGAUAAGUCGGAGCAUCGAAAGGUAAUUACGUGUGACGCUAAUGUUCAGACAAACGCAGCGAAUGUAGUUCCAGAUGUCUACAAAGGUGCAACCGCUCUCCCAGUCGUGGCAGUUGUAGUUCGGGGACCUGUUUCGUCCUGA
Messenger RNA from Dendronephthya gigantea, 855 nucleotides. RefSeq lists its product as uncharacterized. Bases 1 to 855 code for a protein of 284 amino acids. The record is from RefSeq and is a predicted model, not a curated record. NCBI's taxonomy places the organism in Eukaryota, Metazoa, Cnidaria, Anthozoa, Malacalcyonacea, Nephtheidae. The transcript is spliced from 2 exons.